AUUAAACGUCAAAUUCCCACAGACCAGCACCAGACAGACGAGUCCUUUCUGCUUAUUUCAUUUGGCGCAAGGGACUAGCAGUAAAACAAACUCCCUGCAUAUCUAGGAGCCGGUUUCUGUUGCGGCCUGUCAGCGUCCCGAGGACGCACUGGUUGAAAAAAUGGCUCGCGGGCUCCGUAUCGCUGGGCUUGUUCUGGCAUUGUUGGCAUGCUCAGCAAUGGCUGCAGAUGAGCAGCUGCCCACAGCUGACCUGCUCAUCCCCCAGAACGAGGGUGACUACUCCAAUCUGCUGGCUUCCCUCAUGGACCAGCAACACAAGAUCCUCACCAGCACACUGGGUGUUGACCACCCACAGGUCGCCCUGGCCAGCACCCUGGUUGACCUCCAGUCAACGCUUGGCUCCCUGAUGGCCAACCUGACUUCAGACUACGCCAACUUUGUGAAGUUCAUCACAACCGCACCAACCUUCUUCAACCAGCUUUCUGCUGACGCAGCUCUGCUGAACAAGCAGAUCAUUGCGACCAUCACAGCGGUGUCACCAGCCUUUGCCAAGACUGUGAACCUUGCGGCUCCCCAGUUCUUUGUGAACAAGCCAAACACAAUCACAGCCUCGCAGACACUCGUGUCCGUCUCAGAGCAGCUCUUCUCUGUGGCACCCUGCCUGAUUGCCCUCUCCCAGACCGGCGUCCAAGUCAACCCAGUGCUCAUCGGAGUCAGCCCCAGGCUGAUCCAAGUGGAUGCAGUGGGAGUGCAGAUCCAGCCCGAGCUGAUCACAGUCGACCCCACUCUGAUCAACAUUGCACCCAACGGUGUCAGUGCAUCCCCCACCAAUGUGAAGGCUUCCCCCACCUUCAUUGACGUGUCCCCCACUGUCAAGGUGGUGCCCAACAGCAACAAGGCCCCCACCAUCAGCGCCGGAAUCGCCAUCAAGCCCAACCCAGACGGCUGGUCCGUCACCAACGAGUUCGGAAAGGUUGUGGCCAAGGGAGGAGCUCCCCCUCUGACCCCAGUCAACGCCGAUGGAUCCCCCAUCAAGGCGGCUGCCGCCAAGGCCCCCGCCACCGGCCGCAGGCUCUAGGCGCAUGCACGCACGCAGUGAAGCCAGAUUAGGCGUCAUUUGCCUCGACAUUUAAUGCUGCACAUUUCAUUGCCCAAUUCAUUGGCAGUCCUGCUGUCGGAGAGCAGGUCAGUGCCAACGGGAUGCUCACCCUUUUGUGCGCGCCACCUCCCUCGGUGCUGCACACUGGCCGCAAAACUGCUCUGAAAGCGCUUGGGGGGUUUUGCAUAGACGCGCACUCCAGGUUUAAAAUUUGAUGCUGUCAAGUCUGCAUGUAUGUAUGUUGCGUAGAGGGUCUGUUGGGACUGUAGUGUGAGCUGUUUUGUGGUGGCCCUUGUGUCAGGCUUCCCUCCACGGCCAGGUCUGUAGUGUAGCCAAGUUGUUUGUUUGUAGAAUCGUUGCGCAAUAAUUUUUUUUCAGUGGACCAAGCUGCCUCGACCAAGCAUUUCCUCCAAUGCUUGGCAGCAUUCGGGGUGUCAGUUACACCAUGUAACAGAGCUCCAAUAGCA
Messenger RNA from Coccomyxa subellipsoidea C-169, 1566 nucleotides. RefSeq lists its product as hypothetical. The record is from RefSeq and is a predicted model, not a curated record. The transcript is spliced from 7 exons. The coding region runs from base 161 to 1078 and encodes 305 amino acids. Lineage: Eukaryota; Viridiplantae; Chlorophyta; Trebouxiophyceae; Coccomyxaceae.